UGAUCACAGAAGAACACUUGAAAAUUCGGUUCAUACGUAGCACGUUUGAGUCAAUAUAAAAGGCUUCGCAUCUCGGAAAACGUUUCGAUUUUAAGGUCUUCUUGCAAAGAAUUUAGUCAUGAAAAGUGUUGUGCUCCUAUUAUUGGCUGCUAUCCAGCUAUCGGCUGCAUACAGUUACAACAGUUACAGUCGGCCAAAAGAAGUCUUCACUUAUGCACCAAAUUUCCAAGCUGCACUUCAACAAUCACAAGCGGAAGGAAAACCAAUUUUAGUUAUUGUCCAUUUGACUAACUGCAGGGCCUGCAAAGAUCUAUUCGCUGAUUUACCGAAAAGCCAGGAUAUUCAGACUCUAUCCCAACGAUAUGUCGUGGUACAUUCACUUGACGGAUCCGAUAAACAACUUGAGAACUUUGGACCGAGAACUGACAGAUAUUUCCCCAGAUGUUUCAUUUACGGAAGAAACGGAAACAUGAUCCCAAUAAAAAAUUCAAGACAACCCAAAUAUCCAUAUUAUUAUUCAACCGCAAGCGAACUUGCUAAGUCGAUGAACGACGUAAUAACCGGUGGUCAAUACUGAAGAAAUUUAUAGUACUUUGUUAUAUGGUACUGAAUGACGUUGCUACAUCCUUCAGGAAAACAAAUAAAAUGUUGCGCCAUCAA
Molecule: messenger RNA, 660 nt
Organism: Bradysia coprophila
Lineage: Eukaryota; Metazoa; Arthropoda; Insecta; Diptera; Sciaridae
Product: thioredoxin domain-containing protein 12-like
Source: RefSeq, a predicted model, not a curated record